AACCACUCUUUAUUUGAACUAAAAACCCCAAGUAGAAUUAAUCAGUUAAAAUCGUUAAACCCAAACAAAACCCACCGACCGGAACAGCCACUACUUCAGUUGAGUCCCAAUUCCCAAAGGAGCCAAAGUCCAAUCUUCAUACCCAGAGCGCUGUUGGUUCAUUUCCUUUUGACAUCCGAUCCGAAUACAUGUCUUCAUCUGCAAUUCUAAUUUAUCUUCAACCUCUCUCUUAAUGAACUUCACUAAAUUCUCAAUAAUUUUGUACCCAUUCCAUCACAAGAGCGACAAGACACUGAUCGCACCGCCUCAAGAACCAAAAAAACCCAGUUCAAUAGUUUAUCAAAAUGGCCUAUUUUUUACUCUCUCGAGCUUCACGCACCAGAUUAUUAAUACCCUCUCUGUCUCUCUUGACCAACACCACUAAAUCAACCAUCAUCUCUCACUCUCAUCCCAUUUUAAACCCUAAUUUAAACCCAUUUUCUCUCUUUCAACGUUGUACUCCGAAUCUCGAAGAAAGUCUUAGAUUUGUCUCCAUUGCUAGAAUUUGUACUACCCCUUCAGGUUUAGCCAAGAAAGAAGAGAAAGAGACUAGUAAUAAUAGCAAUGACAUUUCAUGGAUUGACUUGUAUCUACCCAGAGCAGCCAGGCCUUAUGCGAAGCUUGCCCGCCUCGAUAAGCCCAUUGGGACUUGGCUGUUGGCUUGGCCUUGUAUGUGGUCGAUUACAAUGGCGGCUGCCCCUGGACAGCUCCCUGAUUUGAAGAUGUUGACUCUAUUUGGCUGCGGUUCUCUGCUCUUAAGGGGUGCUGGAUGUACCGUUAAUGACCUCCUUGAUAGAGAUAUUGAUACGAAGGUGGAACGUACAAAGUUGAGGCCAGUUGCAAGUGGUCUUUUGACACCAUUUCAAGGGCUUUGUUUUCUUGGAUUUCAAUUGCUUUUGGGUCUUGGGAUUCUCCUUCAAUUGAAUAAUUAUAGCCGUAUUUUGGGGGCUUCAUCCUUGUUGCUAGUCUUCUCUUACCCCCUCAUGAAGAGGUUCACCUUUUGGCCUCAAGCGUAUCUGGGCUUGACCUUUAAUUGGGGAGCCUUAUUAGGAUGGGCUGCAGUUAAAGGGAGUUUAGAUCCCUCUGUUGUGUUCCCAAUGUAUGUUGCGGGAGUAUUUUGGACACUUGUGUACGACACGAUAUAUGCACAUCAGGAUAAAGAAGAUGAUCUGAAAGUCGGUGUGAAAUCUACUGCUUUAAGAUUUGGGGAUUCAACUAAGGAGUGGAUUUCUGGGUUUGGAAUUGCAUGCAUUAGCGGUCUUGCCCUCAGUGGAUUUAAUGCUGAUAUUGGGUGGCCUUAUUAUGCACUUUUGGCAGCAGCAUCUGGACAUCUAGGUUGGCAAAUACGGACGGCUGACCUUUCAAGCCGUGCUGAUUGCAAUAGAAAAUUUGUGUCCAACAAAUGGUUUGGUGCUAUAGUUUGUAGUGGGAUUCUAUUUGGAAGACUCGUGCAAUAAAGAUGUUGCCUCCUCCCAGGUGGAACUGCAGGGCGUUGUGUUGUAGAUUUCAAAUGCUGGGACAGGCUUAUUUACUAACUUGGAAAUAGAUUAUAAGUCGGCCAUUUUUGCUGCAUUUGAAAAGGAUAUUUAGAAAUUUACAUUUCAAGAGUCAAGAUCAUUUUUUGUAUACGAAACCAGAUUGAUUUUGUUGUAGUAUUCAUUAAAUGAAUGUUGGUUAUAGAGGAAAAAUAGGUGAAAUUUCUUUACAAUGAACAUUAACAUUUUUCCUUGGGUCAAAGAUUAUAGAAAUUUUGUGUCCAUAUAUUCGGCAUGUUGUUCCUUAGCUGUACCCUGUCAAUGUUGAG
Molecule: messenger RNA, 1843 nt
Organism: Pistacia vera
Lineage: Eukaryota; Viridiplantae; Streptophyta; Magnoliopsida; Sapindales; Anacardiaceae
Product: 4-hydroxybenzoate polyprenyltransferase, mitochondrial
Exons: 9
Coding region: 345-1496 (383 amino acids)
Biological process (GO): ubiquinone biosynthetic process
Cellular component (GO): mitochondrial inner membrane
Molecular function (GO): prenyltransferase activity
Source: RefSeq, a predicted model, not a curated record